AUGGUGUUCCAGACGAUCGAGUUUGAUCCUAUGUGCGAUAAGGAGAAUCCUCAGAGAAUAUCCUUCGAAGAUAUCUCUGCAGCAGCUUUCAGAAUACAAAGUGAGAUAAUUAAAACGCCGUGCGUGAAAUCUCACAUGUCCUCCAUAUUCGGGAUGGAUAUCUAUCUGAAAAAUGACUUUCUGCAGCACACAGGAAGUUUCAAAGAACGUGGAGCGCGCAACGCCCUAAUGCUACUUCCUGAGGAGGCUAAAACUCGGGGCGUCAUCUCGGCCUCACUCGGGAAUCACUCGCAGGCCCUAAGCUACCACGCGCAUAAACUGAAUAUACCCACCACUGUGGUUAUGCCCAAUGUCGCUCCAAUUAUGAAGAUCCAGAAAUGUCAGUCUUAUGGUGCAAACGUCAUCGUUCACGGACACGACAUGAAGGAGGCCAAGUAUCACGCUAUGUCCUUGGCUAAGGAAAAGAACCUUACUUAUAUUAAUGGGUAUGACCACCCUCAUAUAAUGGCCGGUCAGGGUACCGUUGGUCUCGAGAUCCUCGAACAGGUACCAGACGUAGAUGCGGUGCUGGUACCAGUCGGUGGAGGUGGACUCUUGGCGGGUGUCGCUACAGCCAUAAAACACCUGAAAUCACGAGUAUUGAUUUAUGGUGUAGAAACCGAGAAAUGUCCUAGCAUGAAGGAAGCCAUGAGUCAUGAGGAACCAGUGAGCGUGGACAUCAAGUCGACCCUGGCCGACGGUCUUGCAGUACCUACAGUCGGCUACAAUGCUUUUCGAACAAUCAAAUCAAUAGUCGACAAAAUGAUAACGGUUAACGAAGAUUGGUUGGCGCGCGCCAUACUACGGCUGGUUGAACAAGAGAAAUACGUGGUGGAAGGCGGAGGAGCUGUAGGCGUGGCUGCUAUCAUAGCUGGACUUGUACCCGAGCUGUGUGGAAAGAAAGUUGUAUGCAUCCUAUCCGGGGGCAACAUAGACACGACUAUCCUGGGACGGUGUUUGGAACGUGGUCUGGCGGCGGAGAAGCGUCUGGUCAAGUUCAAAGUGACAGUCAGUGAUAGACCUGGUGGUAUUGCUGAACUGUGCAAAUUGAUAUCAUCUAUCGGAGUAUCAAUAAAGGACAUUAUGCAGGAGAGAGCUUGGGUGCAGGGAGACAUCUUUAGCGUCCGAGUAAAAGUAGUCUGCGAGACUCGUGGUCCGGAACACAUGGACGAGCUACGCAAUAAGAUAUCGAACUCCUACCGCGAGUGGGACUUCGCCGGAGAAUUCGUCGGGCGCAGAGGAAGCGUAGAUUCAUUGCUCGACGAUAUAUCACAUUGAAUGUA
This is a messenger RNA of Bombyx mandarina (wild silkworm), 1322 nucleotides long. RefSeq lists its product as uncharacterized. The record is from RefSeq and is a predicted model, not a curated record. Lineage: Eukaryota; Metazoa; Arthropoda; Insecta; Lepidoptera; Bombycidae. Gene Ontology annotation, biological process: L-serine catabolic process; L-threonine catabolic process. Gene Ontology annotation, molecular function: threonine deaminase activity; L-serine ammonia-lyase activity.